UCUGCUCGGCCGCCCGGCGGCCCCUCGCUCGCUCUCCUCUUCCUCUUGGGCCCCGGCGCAGCCCCGGAGCCCGCGCACCGAGGAGCCGGGGGCGCCGCGCCUGGACGGCCCUCGGCACGCUCCCCUCCCCCUCGCCGCUGUCCCCGGGGCGCAGGGCCGCGCGUCCAGCCCCGGACGCGCUGGGGGUCCCCGGGGACUGGCCGGCCCUGCUGGGGCGCAACGAUGGAGGACCCGCAGCGCGCCCGUUCCCACACCGUCACCACCACCACCAGCUCCUUCGCCGAGAACUUCUCUACCAGCAGCAGCAGCUUCGCCUACGACCGCGAGUUCCUCCGCACCCUGCCUGGGCUCCUCAUCGUGGCCGAGAUCGUUCUGGGACUGCUGGUAUGGACACUUAUCGCGGGAACUGAGUACUUCCGGGUCCCUGCGUUUGGCUGGGUCAUGUUUGUAGCUGUAUUUUACUGGGUCCUCACCGUCUUCUUCCUCAUUAUCUACAUAACGAUGACCUACACCAGGAUUCCCCAGGUUCCCUGGACAACAGUGGGCCUGUACUUUAAUGGCAGCGCCUUCAUCUUGUACCUGUCUGCUGCCGUCGUGGAUGCAUCAUCCGUCUCCCCGGAGAGGGACAGCCACAACUUCAACAGCUGGGCGGCCUCGUCGUUCUUUGCCUUCCUGGUUACCAUCUGCUACGCUGGAAAUACAUAUUUCAGUUUUAUAGCAUGGAGAUCCAGGACCAUUCAAUGACUUAUUACCAUUUUGAUAAUUAAAAGGAAAAUAAAAAAGGAAGAAUCUCACUGUAAAAACAGCUGUAGGUAUAAUGUAUAUUUCCAGAGAAUUGUAUUUAACUAAUGUUUUUAUAUACUUAGUUAAAUUUGCUCGCAAAUUAUUGUUUGUUACAAUUAAACUGGAUACUUACUUGCAAAAUGUUAUAGCUUGUAAUGAACUCUUAAGUAUCUUAUUGAUGUUUUCAUAGACCUUAUUUUCUUAGACAAUGUUUAAAUAGAUAAAUUGCUAAUAUUAAGAAUGUGUCAGGUUUUGAAACCUAACUUUUUAAAUGCCAGAUUCUUUUUUGAUUAAAUGUUGCAAAAUCCC
Messenger RNA from Lemur catta (Ring-tailed lemur), 1092 nucleotides. It is a transcript of the gene CMTM8, whose product is annotated as CKLF like MARVEL transmembrane domain containing 8. Gene Ontology annotation, biological process: myelination. Bases 223 to 744 code for a protein of 173 amino acids. Gene Ontology annotation, cellular component: membrane. Lineage: Eukaryota; Metazoa; Chordata; Mammalia; Primates; Lemuridae. The record is from RefSeq and is a predicted model, not a curated record. The transcript is spliced from 4 exons. Gene Ontology annotation, molecular function: structural constituent of myelin sheath.